AGUUUCUUCAAUGACCUCAAAGAGAAAUGUCGUCAACGCGGAAUGUCGGUCGCUAGUGAGCCACUUCGGGUAUACUUCAAUGUGAAAGCGGAAAGAGAAGAGUUCAAGCGUUUCGUCAAAGAUGCGGCUGAUCGUUUUUCAAAAUUGGCAGACGGGAAAAUAUUGUUGUUACUAGUGAUAAACGAAGAACAAAAUAUACCCGACCGGGAUAUGUUCGAUAAAGGGCCUUCUUAUGGGUUGAUAAAGUCAGUAUGCGACAACGAGCACGGAAUCGCUAGUCAAGUCGUAGACGCCUCAACUGUGAGGAAAGCCACAUCAAUUGGAGAAAAGACAAUUUACUACAAUAUCGCAUUAAAAAUCAAUGCAAAACUAGGUGGAGUAAAUCAGGCGGUUGUUUUCGACGACGAAUCUCAGUCUGCCGAAGUUUCGGAUAAGGAUGCAGUUAUGUAUGUGGGAAUCGAUGUAACCCAUCCAACCAAUUUGAGUACCAUAGACAUUUCGAUUGCCAGUAUUGUAGCAAAUGUCGAUUUGGCUGCUACACGGUAUGUGAAUGUGUCAUCCGGUACAGUAGUUGACAACGUAGUGGUUUCUCCAACGUUUUUCGACUUUUAUCUAGCGUCUCAGAUAGGAGCCCUGGGUACAACUCGUCCAGCUCACUAUACAGUUGUUUGCGACGAUUGGAUGUUAACUCCGGAUAAAAUCUACGAAAUGUGCUACCGUUUGUGCUUCCUAUACGCCAGAUGUCGAAUACCUGUCUCAUUACCAUGUCCAGUCUAUUACGCACAUCGCGUAUGUGAAAAAGCCAAGGAAGUCUAUAAGUCACUAGACAGUGCUCACACAUUUGAUGGCCUCUCUGAGAUGGAGAAAAAGCAAAAAAUUGAACAAUGCCUGACUGUACCAGAAAACUAUCCUGGAAUGCAUUUCGUCUAG
This is a messenger RNA of Haemonchus placei, 930 nucleotides long. NCBI's taxonomy places the organism in Eukaryota, Metazoa, Nematoda, Chromadorea, Rhabditida, Trichostrongylidae. The record is from the annotation of a GenBank genome assembly.